CCUAUAUAUUCCGCGCGAGUUCCUGAUCGCCCUUCCGGGACCGUUCGCUACUUCCCUCGCUUCAUCUCAUCUUCGUGUCUAUCUUGCUUGGUAUCCAACCCUGCAGAGGCUCGCUUGUCUUUCGACCCGCUCCUCAACACUAGCCUCCUGUCGCCAUGACUGGACCGCCUCCUGCCAACGCUCCCGAGAAAAAAUCGGACAUUGACGAGCACAACUUGACCCUGGAGCAAGUUUGUGAACGUUAUGGCACCGUCAUCGAUGCCACCAAGCCCACCAACUCGACCGGUCUGACCAAAGAGUCAGCCGCCGCCAAGUUGGUUGAGUACGGCCCAAACGUCCUCUCUCCUCCCAAGAAGAAGCAUCCCCUCGUCCGCUACCUGGAGAUGCUGGCCGGUCUCUUCAACCUCAUGUUGAUCGUUGCCGGUAUUGCGACCUACGUUCUGUAUGGCAUUGAUCCCAUCGACAACGCCCCCAACGUCUAUCUCGGCGCCAUUCUGAUCGCUGUGGCUUUCUUGAACGCUGCCAUUGAGUUCUACCAACACCAGAAGAGUGCCUCGAUUCUCGAGUCGUUCCUGACCAUGAUCCCGUCCAAGUGUAACGCCAUCCGUGAUGGCCAGAUCGCCAGCAUCGCCGCCGCUGAUCUCGUUCCCGGUGAUAUCGUCUUCAUUCGCAUGGGCGACAAGGUUCCUGCCGAUAUCCGCAUGUUCUCCGUGGCCGAUCUGAAGGUCGACAACUCCUCGCUCACUGGUGAAUCCGAUCCCCAAGAGCGCAAGAUCGCCAACACCCACAAGAACCCGCUUGAGGCCACCAACCUGAUCUUCAACGGCUCGCUCGCCGUCGCCGGUGAGGGAUACGGUAUUGUCAUCCGAACCGGCGACAACACCGUCCUUGGCCAGAUCGCCAACUUGACCUCGAGCGAGAAGAAGCGUCGGUCUCCUCUCUCCGAGGAGAUUGACCAAUUCGUCAAGAUCAUCACUGCCUUUGCCAUCACCACCGCCAUCAUCUUCUUCAUCGUCGGUUGGGUUGAGGGCGGCGUCAACUUUGGCCUCAACGCUGGUAUCGGCACGCUCGUCGCCUGGGUUCCGGAAGGUCUCUAUGCCACCAUCUCGAUGCUUCUGACCAUCGCUGCCAAGCGCAUGGCCAACAAGAACGCUCUCGUCAAGGAUCUCCAGGGUGUCGAGACCCUCGGUGCCAUCACCCUUCUGGCCACCGACAAGACCGGCACCUUGACCCGUAACCAGAUGACCGUCACCAACAUGUGGACCAAUGCCACUCUCUUCAACGUCACUGCCUCGGCCGAUGGCCUCGAGGACGGCGAGGUCUCUCUCGACGACAAGGCCAGCGGUGUCACCGAGAUUGUUCACAUCUCGGCCAUGUGCACCCGCGCCCGCUUCAACCGCACGGACCUUCCCUUGGCCAAGCGCGAUAUCAGCGGUGACGCCACCGAGUCCGGUCUGUUGCGCUUUGCCUCUGCCCGCCUGCCCAACAUCGACACAAUCCUCGACGAAUAUCCCAAGGUCUGCGAGCUGCCCUUCAACUCUGACACCAAGUGGCAUCUGUCCAUCAACCAGAAGCCCCACGCCGACGGUGUCUACACCAUUUUGAUGAAGGGUGCCCCCGAGCGUGUUCUCCGCGUCUGCUCCACCAUCCUUAUCGAUGGCCAGAACGUCGAGCUGACUGACGACCAUCGCAACCAGUUCGAGACUUCCUACGAGCACAUGGCCGGAAAGGGCCACCGUGUCCUUGCCUUUGCCCAGCUCCAGCUCAAGGGUAGCGACUUCCCCUCCGGCUUCGUCUUUGACAAGGAGAAGAAGAACUUCCCGACCGAGGGCCUCAGCUUUGUCGGCCUUGUCAGUCUCGAGGAUCCUCCCAAGCACGGUGUCCGUGAAGCCAUUGGCAAGUGCCGUAUGGCCGGUGUCCGAGUCAUGAUGGUUACUGGUGACCACCCCCUUACCGCCGAAGCCAUCGGCCGCAAGAUCAACCUGAUGCUUGGCGAGACCAGGGAGCGCGUUGCCAAGCGCACCGGCCGUCCCGUCGAGUCCAUCAAGGAGGACGAGUACAACGCCAUCGUUAUCCACGGCGAGCGUAUCGCCACCCUGACCGAUGCCGAGUGGGACAACAUCUUUGAAAAGGACGAGAUUAUCUUUGCCCGCACCUCUCCCAAGAACAAGCUUGAGAUUGUCAAGCGCGCCCAGGCCCUCGGCCACAUUGUCGGUGUCACCGGCGAUGGUGUCAACGACUCUCCUGCUCUCAAGAAGGCCGAUCUGGGUAUUGCCAUGAACCUCUCCGGCUCGGAUGUCUCGAAGGAGGCUGCUGCCAUGAUUCUCCUGGACGACAACUUUGCCUCUACUGUUGCCGGCAUCGCCGAGGGCCGUCUGAUUUUCGCCAACCUCAAGAAGAGUAUCCAGUACACCGUGACCCACAGUAUCCCCGAGGUCAUUCCCUUCCUCCUUUCCGUCGUCGUUCCUCUGCCUGCCGCCCUCAGCUCCAUCCAGAUUCUCUUCAUCGAUCUUGGCUUUGAGCUCUUUGCUGCUCUGUCCUACGCCUGGGAGCCUCCGGAGGGUGCCGAUGACAGCUUGAUGAUGCUGCCCCCUCGCAAGCCUGUGACCCCCGAAUCCGUCGAGCGUCUCCGCCGUGACAUCAAGGAGCUCCAGGACCUCAAGCUGGUCGAGCCCGUCGAUCCCGGAAACCCCAUGGCUGAGCAGCGCGUCAUCUCCAAGGGUGGUAUGAUCCUGAACAAGAUUAAGCGUGUCUUUAACGGCAAAUGGCUGAAGGGUAUGCGCGAAAGUGAAGGCGAAGUCUUGGUUGACGGCGAGGCUCUGUCGUGGGCCUACCUCGAAGCCGGCUUUAUCGAAACGAUUGGUGGUCUCGUUGCCUUCUUCUUGGUCCUGAACGAAGCCGGAGUCACUCCCAAGGAUCUGCGCGAUGCCACCAGCGCCGGUGGAAACUACUUCAACAAUGACAACUCGCCUUCGUACACCUUGCUCAACGGCGCUACUCUGUCUGGCAGCCAGCAAUACGAGCUCAUCCGCCGCGCUCAGUCGAUUUACUACGCCUCUGUGCUGAUCAUGCAAGUCUUCAACUUGUUCGCCUGCAAGUCCAAGCUCAAGCUGCCCUUUGGCAAGCACAUGGUCAAGAACUCGUACACUUGGUGGUGUGUCCUCGGUGCUCUGUGUGUCGGUGUCAUUGUCGUUUACGUUCCUCCCCUCAACAUCUUCAUGAACAGCUCCUAUCUGCUGAACCCCAAGUGGCUGCUGGUCCCCAUCGGAUUUGGUUUCUACCUGUUCUUGUACUCUGCUCUGAGACGAUUCAUCCUCCAGAAGUUGAAGCCCAUCAAGUACACCGAGCAGAUCCAGGGUCUCAUGAUGUUCCCUACUCGCAUGUCCGCCACCCGCACCCGCACCCGCUAAGCAUAGUGGCCUAUCGCCCAGCCUCCAUUCUUUCUAUUCAUUCAACUCAUCCUUGGCAAGACUUUUGGGCCCGCUUCAUCGUGGCGCUGUGCAAGCGGACUGCCUUUGCACGACGCGCGGUCCUUCAGUAGAUAGUUCAAUUCCUUGGCUUUCAAUAGAAUGCAGGAGUGGCGGUCGCCGCAGUUGAUCCAGGUUGCUGUGUUGCAUCCGGCAACAGACACCACCCGACUGCGGCAGCCGCUUUUGCAGGCGCUGCUUUUUCUUCCCAUCAUUUCUCUGUUCAAUCCAUUCGUGGUGUCCAAGUCCAAUAUAUCUCAAUGCGAACCGCGAACCGCAAA
Molecule: messenger RNA, 3748 nt
Organism: Polychytrium aggregatum
Lineage: Eukaryota; Fungi; Chytridiomycota; Chytridiomycetes; Polychytriales
Product: P-type cation-transporting ATPase
Exons: 10
Coding region: 156-3410 (1084 amino acids)
Biological process (GO): intracellular sodium ion homeostasis; sodium ion export across plasma membrane; intracellular potassium ion homeostasis
Cellular component (GO): membrane
Molecular function (GO): ATP hydrolysis activity; ATP binding; P-type sodium:potassium-exchanging transporter activity
Source: RefSeq, a predicted model, not a curated record